AUCAAUUUAUUAGCGAUUCAACAUUGUUUUGUUAUUUACGCACAGAAUUAUCAAUCCAAUUCUAACCAGGUGGCAGCACUGUCGACAGCUCGCAACAGCUGUGCGCUAAUCAAUAAGCCCAUUAUAGUACUUGUAAAAAAUCCACAAUCCACUGAUUAAAGCCAUAAUCAAUGUGACUUUCAACAAUGCGUUCUCUACAGGUAUUUGUGCGGAAAAUGAGCCAAAGUCCAGUCCCGGCCGGCAUACAGCAGCUCUCAGCGCUGCGUUUGAAGUACCAUGAACGCAAAGAUGCCUUCCUGGAGGAGAACAUCAAGAUAAAGAAUCCAUUUUGCUUGUUUCGCGAGUGGAUGGAGCUGGCAUUGAGUACACAGGAGAUUCUGGAGCCGAAUGCGGCAGCGCUGGCCACCGUAGACGCCGAAGGGAAGCCCUCAAAUCGAUUCGUGCUGGUGAAGGAGGCCACCGCUCAGGGCUUCACCUUUUUCACUAACUACGGCAGUCGCAAGGCGGAUGAAAUUGCCUGUAAUCCCAAUGUUGCCAUUGCUAUAUAUUGGUUGCCGCUUCGCCGCAGUAUCCGCAUUGAGGGCGUGGCCGAAAAAAUACCCGAAUCCGAUUCACUCAAAUAUUUUCAUCAACGUCCACGUGCCAGUCAGAUUGGUGCAGCGGCUAGUCCGCAAAGUCAGCGCAUUCCAUCACGCGAUUAUUUGGAUGCUGUUGAGGCGGAUAUUAAGAAAAAGAUUGGUCCCGAAGGCGAGGUCCCACUGCCCAAUUGGGGCGGCUAUUUAGUGCGGCCCAACCUUAUUGAAUUCUGGCAGGGACAGACAGAUCGCUUGCACGAUCGCAUACGUUUUCGACGCGGCAGUGGCGUCGAGAAUGAGGUUGAUGACAAGUUAGUGCAUCUCGGAGACGAUGGCUGGGUCUAUGAGCGCCUGGCACCUUAGAAGGAAUCUUAAAAUAUUGUUGAUUGCAAUGUCUUCCAAAAUGCUCAUAUAAUCAAAAUAAAUGCAAGUGUUGAAAUGUUUAAAAAUUGAAUAAAAAACUUGAACUACGAAUUUA
This is a messenger RNA of Scaptodrosophila lebanonensis, 1053 nucleotides long. RefSeq names its product pyridoxine/pyridoxamine 5'-phosphate oxidase 1 (gene sgll). Bases 186 to 938 code for a protein of 250 amino acids. Gene Ontology annotation, biological process: pyridoxal 5'-phosphate biosynthetic process; pyridoxine biosynthetic process. NCBI's taxonomy places the organism in Eukaryota, Metazoa, Arthropoda, Insecta, Diptera, Drosophilidae. The transcript is spliced from 3 exons. Gene Ontology annotation, molecular function: FMN binding; pyridoxamine phosphate oxidase activity. The record is from RefSeq and is a predicted model, not a curated record.